AUGAAGAGCCUUGCAAGUAUUGGAAGCAGUGGGAGAUCAUCCACAGAUGACAGUAAUAUUAAUGAUGAUCAUGAAGAGGUCUCCAAGUUGGCUAUAGCAUCGUUUCAAGCUCGAGAAGAAGAGAUUGAGAGGAAGAAAAUGGAGAUGAGAAUGAAGGUCGAAUCUCAACUCAAUCGUGCUGAAGAAGAAACCAAGCGUUUGGCUCAAAUUUGGGAAGAACUUGAUGUGUUAACGGAUCCCAUGAGAAAAGAAGUUGCCAGUGUACGUAAAAGAAUAGAUAUGGCUAACCGUGAACUCAAAUCACUUGGACAAACCUGCCAAAAGAAAGAGAGGGAGUAUAAAGAAGCCCUGGAAGCUUUCCAUGAAAAGAACAAUGAAAAAACUCAGCUGACCACAACCCUCAUGGAGUUGGUGAAUGAAAGUGAGAAAUUCAGAAUGAGGAAACUGGAAGAACUCGCCAAGAUUGUAAAUCCGAACACCUAA
Fraxinus pennsylvanica is the source of this 483-nucleotide messenger RNA. The record is from the annotation of a GenBank genome assembly. Lineage: Eukaryota; Viridiplantae; Streptophyta; Magnoliopsida; Lamiales; Oleaceae.